Camelus dromedarius (Arabian camel) is the source of this 4621-nucleotide messenger RNA. Its product is annotated as antigen WC1.1-like. NCBI's taxonomy places the organism in Eukaryota, Metazoa, Chordata, Mammalia, Artiodactyla, Camelidae. The coding region runs from base 33 to 4481 and encodes 1482 amino acids. Gene Ontology annotation, biological process: zymogen activation. Gene Ontology annotation, molecular function: serine-type endopeptidase activity. Gene Ontology annotation, cellular component: plasma membrane. The record is from RefSeq and is a predicted model, not a curated record. The transcript is spliced from 22 exons.
UGUUUUGCAGCUGGGACUGUGCUCUUGAUGACAUGGCAGUCAAGAUGGCUCUGAACGGACAGCUCUCCCUUCAGGGACUCUGUUUUCUCCACCUCAGCAUCAUGGUCGGGGGUCAAGCUCUGAAGCUGAGGCUGAUGGAUGGAGGCCACCGCUGCAAGGGGAGAGUGGAAGUGGAGUACCAAGGAAUAUGGGGCACCGUGAGCCAGUACCUCUGGGACUUGCAGGAUGCAGCUGUGGUGUGCAGACAGCUGGGAUGUGGAGAUGCUUUUCAGGCUCCCAUAGCAUCGUAUUUUGGACCAGGGGUUGGCCCCAUUUGGCUUUUCAAUGUUUCCUGCGAAGGGACAGAGUCAGCUCUCCAUGACUGUUCUCAAAAUCCUAUUAAAGACUACACUAGUGAUGGCUGGUCCCAUAAUUGGGACGCUGGAGCAGUCUGCUCAGGAUUUGUGCAUCUGGUUGGAGGGCAUGGACCCUGCUCAGGGCAAGUAGAAGUGCAUUCUGGAAAAGAGUGGACUCCAGUGUCUGAUGGGAACUUUACAUUCCUCGCAGCCCAGGUCAUCUGUGCAGAGCUGGGCUGUGGCAAGGCUGUGUCUCUCAUAGAACACGUGCCCUUCAGAGGGUCAGAUGGUCAGAUCUGGGAGGAAGAGUUUGGGUGUACCGGGGAGGAGCCUGAGCUCUGGUCCUGCCCCAGGGUGCCCUGUCCAGGAGGAACCUGCCGCCACAGUGGAGCUGUUCAAGUUGUCUGUUCAGCAUACACAGAAGUGCGGCUCAUGAAAAAUGGCACGUCUCCGUGUGAGGGACAAGUGCAGAUGCAUAUUUCUGGAGGAUGGAAAGCACUCUGUGCCUCCCACUGGACGAUGGCCAACGCCCAUAUUGUCUGUCGUCAGCUCGGCUGUGGAGUCGCCAUCUCCAACCCCAGAGGACCAUACUUCGUUGAAGGAAGCGAUCCUAUCUGGAAAGCCCGAUUUCACUGCUCGGGGGCUGAGUCCUUCUUGUGGAAUUGCCCUGUGACUGCCCUGGGUGUUCCUGACUGUGUCCAUGGAAACACAGCCUCUGUGAUCUGCUCAGGAAACCAGACCCAGGUGCUGCCCCAGUGCAACGACUCCGUGUCUGAACCAGGAGGCUCUGCAGCCUCAGAGGGGAGCCCGGCCAACUGCUCAGACAGCAGGCGGCUCCGCCUGGCGGACGGGGGCGGCCGCUGCGCAGGCAGAGUGGAGAUCCUCCACCAGGGCUCCUGGGGCACCAUCUGUGAUGACGGCUGGGACCUGACCGAUGCCCACGUGGUGUGCAGACAGCUGGGCUGCGGACAGGCCGUGGACGCCUCGCCCUUGGCUCGCUUCGGGGCGGGAUCCGGGCCCAUCUGGCUGGACGAGCUGAACUGCACGGGGAAGGAGCCGCACGUGUGGAGGUGCCCUUCGCGGGGCUGGGGGCGGCACGACUGCAGGCACAAGGAGGACGCGGGGGUCGUCUGCUCAGAGUUCCUGGCCCUGAGGAUGGUGAGCGAGGACCAGGAGUGUGCCGGGUGGCUGGAAGUCUUCUACAACGGGACCUGGGGCAGUGUCUGCCGCAGCCCCAUGGAUGACUUCACCUUGUCCAUCGUCUGCAGCCAGCUUGGCUGUGGGGACAGGGGACAAUUGGACACUUCUGUUGCCUUAAGGGAAGGUUCUAGACCCCGGUGGGUAGAUUUAAUCCAGUGUCGGAGAACUGAUACCUCUCUCUGGGAGUGUCCUUCUGACCCUUGGAAAUACAAUUCCUGUUCUCCAAAGGAGGAAGCUUACGUCUCCUGUGCAGGAAGUAGACCCAAGAGCUGUCCAACUGCUGCCCCCUGCACAGACAAAGAGAAGCUCCGACUCCGGGGAGGAGGCACCCAGUGCUCAGGGCGCGUGGAGGUUUGGCACAGCGGCUCCUGGGGCACAGUGUGUGAUGACUCCUGGAGCCUGGCAGAGGCCGAGGUGGUGUGUCAGCAGCUGGGCUGUGGCCACGCCCUGGAAGCCCUGGGAAGUGCAGCGUUUGGCCCUGGGAACGGGAGCAUCUGGCUGGAUGAGGUGCAGUGCAGGGGCAGCGAGCCCUCCCUGUGGGCCUGUGCUGCGGAGCCCUGGGGGCAGAACGACUGCAAGCACGAGGAGGACGCAGGGGUGAGGUGCUCUGGAUUUGUGCAUCUGGUUGGAGGGCACGGACCCUGCUCAGGGCAAGUAGAAGUGCGUUCUGAAGAAGACUGGACUCCAGUGUCUGACGGGAACUUUACCUUCCUCACAGCCCAGGUCAUCUGUGCAGAUCUGGGCUGUGGCAAGGCUGUGUCUGUCCUGGGACACAUGCCCUUCAGAAGGUCAGAUGGGCGAGUCUGGGAGGAACAGUUUGGGUGUACCGGGGAGGAGUCUGAGCUCUGGUCCUGCCCCAGGGUGCCCUGUCCAGGAGGAACCUGCCACCACAGUGGAGCUGUUCAAGUUGUCUGUUCAGCAUACACAGAAGUGCGGCUCAUGAAAAAUGACACGUCUCAGUGUGAGGGACAAGUGCAGAUGAAUAUUUCUGGAGGAUGGAGAGCGCUCUGUGCCUCCCACUGGACCAUGGCCAACGCCCAUGUUAUCUGUCGUCAGCUCGGCUGUGGAGUCGCCACCUCCACCCCCAGAGGACCAUACUUCGUUGAAGGAAGUGAUCCGAUCUGGAAAGCCCAAUUUCACUGCUCGGGGGCUGAGUCCUUCUUGUGGAAUUGCCCGCUGACUGCCCUGGGUGAUCCUGACUGUGCCCACGGAAACACAGCCUCUGUGAUCUGCUCAGGAAACCAGACCCAGGUGCUGCCCCAGUGCCACGACUCCGUGUCUGAACCAGGAGGCUCUGCAGCCUCAGAGGGGAGCCCGGCCAACUGCUCAGACAGCAGGCGGCUCCGCCUGGCGGACGGGGGCGGCCGCUGCGCAGGCAGAGUGGAGAUCCUCCACCAGGGCUCCUGGGGCACCAUCUGUGAUGACGGCUGGGACCUGACCGAUGCCCACGUGGUGUGCAGACAGCUGGGCUGCGGACAGGCCGUGGACGCCUCGCCCUUGGCUCGCUUCGGGGCGGGAUCCGGGCCCAUCUGGCUGGACGAGCUGAACUGCACGGGGAAGGAGCCGCACGUGUGGAGGUGCCCUUCGCGGGGCUGGGGGCGGCACGACUGCAGGCACAAGGAGGACGCGGGGGUCGUCUGCUCAGAGUUCCUGGCCCUGAGGAUGGUGAGCGAGGACCAGGAGUGUGCCGGGUGGCUGGAAGUCUUCUACAACGGGACCUGGGGCAGUGUCUGCCGCAGCCGCAUGGACGAGAUCACCUUGUCCAUCGUCUGCAGCCAGCUUGGCUGUGGGGACAGGGGACAAUUGGACACUUCUGUUGCCUUAAGGGAAGGUUCUAGACCCCGGUGGGUAGAUUUAAUCCAAUGUCGGAGAACUGAUACCUCUCUCUGGGAGUGUCCUUCUGACCCUUGGAAAUACGAUUCCUGUUCUCCAAAGGAGGAAGCUUACAUCUCCUGUGCAGGAAGGAGAAACCAGAGCUGUCCAACUGCGGCCCCCUGCACAGACAAAGAGAAGCUCCGACUCCGGGGAGGAGGCACCCAGUGCUCAGGGCGCGUGGAGGUUUGGCACAGCGGCUCCUGGGGCACAGUGUGUGAUGACUCCUGGAGCCUGGCAGAGGCCGAGGUGGUGUGUCAGCAGCUGGGCUGUGGCCACGCCCUGGAAGCCCUGGGAAGUACAGCGUUUGGCCCUGGGAACGGGAGCAUCUGGCUGGAUGAGGUGCAGUGCAGGGGCAGCGAGCCCUCCCUGUGGGCCUGUGCUGCGGAGCCCUGGGGGCAGAACGACUGCAAGCACGAGGAGGACGCAGGGGUGAGGUGCUCUGGUGAGAGGACAACUUUGCCCCCCGCUACAGCAGGGACCAGGCCACGCUCCAAUCUGAUCCCUGGCAUCUUCUCCCUGCCUGGGAUCCUCUGCCUCAUCCUGGGAACCCUCCUCUUCCUGGUCCUCGUCAUCCUGGUGACUCAGCUGCUCAGAUGGAGAGCGGAGCGCAGAGCCUUAUCCACAGUCAAAGGCGCUGUCCAUGAGGCUGUGUACGAGGAGAUUGAUCAGCUUGUAACACCGAAGGAGGAUCUGCUGCGCAGCUCAGAUGACUCAAUGUCUCAACUUCCCUAUUACGCUGGGGAUGCUGAGGAGGACAGUGACCAUAAAUCCACUCCAGAGCCCCUAGAUCAGAGGACUGAGGCCCCUAGUGAGGGUUACGAUGAUGCUGAAGAGGUACCACUGCCUGAGGCUCCCCCUGCCUCUCGGAUGAGCAAGGGGGAGGUCCCCCCAGAGGAGGAGACUGGGAUGAGGCCCUCGCAGACAGACUCUUCUCUCAACUUUCCUAGAGAGGCAGCUGAUCCUGGGAAAGGAGAAGAGAGCCCCUGGCUGGAUCAGUGGGAAAAGGGGGACCCUGGGUAUGAUGACGUUGAACUGAGUGUCCCUGGAACACCCAGCGUGGCUUUCCCAUGAUGCUGUGUUAAUAUGAGAGGAGGGCUCCGACAUUCUAACUGCCUGUAUUUCAGUAGAGCAGUGUUGACCUAUCAUUGCAUUAUAAGGAAACUGCUCAGAGUAUGUAUUCUGAAUAAAAUACUUUUCACCUCUGUUGAUAA